Molecule: messenger RNA, 3162 nt
Organism: Ylistrum balloti
Lineage: Eukaryota; Metazoa; Mollusca; Bivalvia; Pectinida; Pectinidae
Product: zinc finger protein 502-like
Exons: 2
Coding region: 151-2391 (746 amino acids)
Cellular component (GO): nucleus
Source: RefSeq, a predicted model, not a curated record
AAAAGUAUUCGUAAUAAAAAUUCGGCUUCUUCUUCACGUGGACAAAUAACAUGUCAUGAGUAAUGGAGGUCAGGUACUUUUUCCAUAGUUUUAUCAUCAACCUACCAGUUCAUCAAUCUUUUCCUCUCAAGUAUCCUUGGGUGAUUAAGUAUGACUUCAAAUUCUGUUGAUAGUCAAAAUGAUGCAGCAAUGAUGAAUGAAAUUUUCAAGUUCACCAAGAUAAAAUCUGAAAUAGAUCCCCAUGAUGCCAGAGAUAAUAAAGAACAGUGGGACCAAGAUUGUGUGGAGAAUGGAGCCACUGAUCUGUUGGAGUUUGGUACUAAUUGGAAUGAAAGGAAAAAUCCAGAAUUCACUACAAUAAAUUAUACAGGGAACAAAGAUCUAAAUAAAACAUUUCAGAACAGUUUACAUGACAGAAAAUUCUCAUUUAUAGAUGAAGAAAUAACACCAAUCUCAAUUUUAGAUUUAAAUGAAGAGGAAAAACGGAUUAGAACAACACUAUUAAAUAAGACGUUUGAACUGAAAAUUGAACCUGAUGACAAUGUGUUAGGAAAUGAACCUGAUGACAUUGAGCUAGAAAAAGCUGAUGACAAUGAGAGAAGAAGUGAAACUGAUGACAGUAAGCUAGGAUAUGAGUCUAAUAAUGGAAAAGGAGGUAAGAAAGCUUACAAUAGCAAGCAGCUAAACAUAAGAAACACACUUUACAGAAAAGAAUUAAGAUAUAACUCUUACGACAGUGAGUCAGGAAAAGACCCAAACAAGGCUGAGCUGGAAAGUGAGUCUGAUGGUAGUGAGCUAGGAAAUGAGCCUUGCAUUAAUGAGCAGGGAAAUGAACCUUGCAUUAUUGAGCUGAGAAAUGAACCCUGCAUUAGUGAACAAGGAAAUGAACCUUGCAUUACUGAGUUAGGAUGUAAACCUUGCAUUAGUGGACUAGGCUUUGAACCUUGCAACAGUGAAUUAGGAUAUGAAUCUUGCAUUAAUGAGCUAGAAUGUGAACCUUGCAUUUAUGAGUCAGGAACUGAGUUUUGCAACAUUGAGCUAGGAAAUAAACCUUGUACUAGUGAACAAGGAAAUGAACCUUGUACUAGUGAACAAGGAAAUGAACCUUGCAUAAGUGAACAAGGAAAUGAACCUUGCAUUAGUGAACAAGGAAAUGAACCUUGCAUUAGUGAACAAGGAAAUGAACCUUGCAUUAGUGAACAAGGAAAUGAACCUUGCAUUAGUGAACAAGGAAAUGGAUCUUGCAUUAGUGAACAAGGAAAUGAAUCUUGCAUUAGUGAGCCAGGAACUGAAAUUUGCAACAAUGAACUAGGAAAUGAACCUUUUGCCUUAGGUCACCCAUUUACAUGUAAGAAAUGUGAUAGAGGAUUUUCUUUUACAGAACAUUUACAAGAACAUAUUCAGAGUCAGCAAAAUUGUAAACCACACCAGUGUGAAAUAUGCAAUAAAACCUUUCGUCAGCCAUGUGAUUUAAAGAAACAUUUUCGAAUUCAUACCGGAGAGAAGCCAUUUAAAUGUGAAAUUUGUGGUAAGGUCUUUAGUGACAAUGGAAACCUUCACAAACAUUCUAAGGUUCAUACAAAGGGCGGUUACUCAUGUGAAGUCUGUGGAAUUUAUUUUCGUACGAAACCAAGUAUGUUGAAACAUUCCCGGACACACUUAGGGGACAGACCUUUUGUUUGUAAUAUUUGCAGUAAAUCUUUUGCACGGAAUGGCGGACUACGUGCACAUCUUGAAAUACACUCUGCAAAGAAACCUUUUGCAUGUCAUAUUUGUGGGAAGGAAUUCCGUCGCAAAGGAAACUUACAGGAACACCUAGAAUUACAUACAGGACAGAGGAUGUUUACAUGUGGUAUAUGUAAAAAGGAAUUCAGUAUUAAAAUUAAUUUGAAAAAGCAUCUUCGAACUCACACUGGUGAAAAGCCUUUUAAAUGUAAAAUCUGUGCUAGAGGGUUUAGUGAGAAGGGGAGCCUACAAAAACACCAUAGGAUACAUACAGGAGAAAAGCCAUACAGGUGUGAGGUUUGUGGGAAGGAUUUUAGUAUGAGUAGCAGCUUACAGAGGCACACAAGAAUCCAUACUGGAGAGCGACCAUAUGGAUGCAGUAUUUGCGAUAAACGGUUUAAUAAGAAAGAGAUCCUACAAGUUCAUAUCAGGACACAUACUGGUGAGAAACCCUACACAUGUGCUGUGUGUGACAAACGUUUUAGCGAGAGUGGGAGUCUGCAGAUUCACAUGCGCAUUCAUACAGGUGAAAAGCCUUAUAAAUGUCACCUAUGUGAGAAGGAUUUUAGUCAGAGUAGUAGUUUAAAACGACAUGUAGAAUUACACAUGGCAAUGAGGAAACUGGACAUCAUACAAACACCAGCGACAUCCAUGAUUGUAACAUAGAUUUUAUUAUACAUUUUCCACCUUUCAAUGGAACAAAAUUUAGCAAUUUUUCCAAACUCUUGAAGCAAAGCUGACAUUUAUUUAUAAUAAUAUUGUUUUUGAAUUCUCUCCUUUUUUUUUUAAAAAUACCAUACCAUCAACUCAUUAUAACAACCUCUUACUGUACGCCCUAUGACAUGGAAGAGAUAAUUCACUAUGAUAUCAUAUAUAAAUAUAGUGCAAAAUAAAUGCAGCAUUUCAGAUGAAAUAUGAAGCUUAAAGAUUACAAAAAGCAUUGUAGAAUUUUAGAUGAAACAUCAGCUGUUUCCUUUCAGCUUAACUACAUGUACUUAGAAUUUGUCUUUAACCCAGCACUAUUUGUUGGGUUGAUCGUCAUCUUAUUAAGAGUGAGGCGUUAUUUUGAGAAGCCUGUUUUACUGGCCACACAAUACACUUUGCAAUAAAGUUCAUUAGACAACAUAACUUGUAUAUCAAAAACUGUAUACGACUUAUUUCAAGACAUGUAAAGCUGAUUUUAGACGGAUGAAUUGAAGUGAAAUAGCCCAAUGUUGUUAUAUUUUAUUGUGUGUCGUUACUUAAAUUGAGUGAACGGACCAAUGUAACGUCUAUCAUGUGGUUUUGUAAACUUGGUUAUUUUACUUGAAGAUAUGUCUAACAAAAUUUUUAUUUUCCAACUCAUAUUUUUCAAUGAUAUCGCUGAAAUUGUUGUAUUUCAUCUUUCAUGGUGAAAUGAGAGAAAAGGAUCAAAAGGACUGUGUGUAACAGAACUCG